AUGGAGUCACCAUCGUAUUCUGGUCACAAGCGCAAAGCCGCCGACGUGAGCUCCGACGAAGAAGACACACGCCCGACCUCCGGAUUUCGAGGCUUUGCCCGAGCGGCCUCUCGCUCUCAAUCACCCCCUACUAUGGGUGGUAUUGGCAGUGGAUCCCGCAACAGAAACAAUAUGGCCAACUCUCGAGGUGGCGCGCGAUCGCGCGGUGGAAGUGCUACGGGUGGGGCAGGAGGAGCGAACAGUUUUGCUGCGCGUAUGAUGGCGAAGAUGGGCUAUAAGGAGGGGCAAGGUCUAGGAACGAGUGGACAGGGUAUCAUGAACCCGAUUGAAGUUCAGGCGCGACCACAAGGUGCCGGUCUGGGCGCUGUCAGUGAGAAGUCCAAAAAGACCCGCGAGGAAGAGCGACGAAUGGCUGCAAAAGAAGGAAAAGUCCUGGAAGAUGAUAGCUCUGAAGAGGAACGAAAGCGGCGACGCAAGAAGAAGGAGGAGCGCAAGACACAGAGUCGGAGUGGAACAGGGACUCCAAUGCAGCGCGCUAAGCCCAAAUUCCGCACAGCGCGCGAGAUGGAGGAUGAUAUGGAAGGCCUCGAAGUGCCCAAUGUUCUCAAGUCUCUGGUUGAUGCCACUGGAAAGGAGCAACGCGUUCUGACCUCAACUGCUGGUUUGAUGUCUACAAAACAAUUCGUCACCCAAGAAGAAGGUGAAGCGCACAAGAUUGCCCAACGAGCCCGGAACGACCUUGAGGCAUUCGCAGACGAAUGGAAAGGUCUUACGGAGAGAAAGAAGUUCAUCGAGAUCGAAGAGGCUCAGGUCGUGGACGAAUUGGAUUCAUAUCAAGCCCAGGUCGACCACCUCACGGGUCUCAUUGCCGCGGUGGCAGAGCUCGACAUCUUUGAACAUGAUGAAAGCAUCCAGGCCAAGUUUGAUGAGAUGACCAACAAGCUUGAAGCCCUGGAAAAACAUGGGGAUGUCGAUGAACACCGACUACCAGAAACUGCGGUUGCGGCUAUCCACCCGCUCUUUCGACAGGCCAUGGAGGAGUGGGAACCUCUCCAAAACCCAUCGUAUCUUGUGUCCAAUCUUACCCGCCUUCAGUCACUUGUCACUCGCGGCAAGCUAGAUGAGCCACGCAAGCGGUCAUCCACCUCACAUUACGAAACAAUGAUAUACACACUUUGGCUACCACGGGUGCGCUCGGCACUCCUUAACGAUUGGGAUGUCUACGAUCCUUCCAAGGCAACUGCGCUGGUCGUGGCCUGGAAAGCUAUUGUACCCCCAUUCGUGUUCGCGAAUGUUCUUGAUCAAUUGGUCGUUCCCAAACUGGCUACUGCCUUGAAGAACUGGAGGCCUCGCAAUAGCCGACGGCAUGCUGGACCCGGCUCCGAGCAGGAUGGAAAAUUCCCCUGGUGGUUCUUCACCUGGCUUCAAUAUCUGGAUGAAAGACACACUAACCCGAAACAACCCACUGGUCUCAUGUCUGAUGCAAAGAGGAAAUUCCGCUCGGUUCUUGAUACAUGGAGUCUGCGCAAGGGGCUAGUAGAUCGUAUUGAAAUCUGGCGUGAUGCGCUAGGGUCUGAAUUCGAUGUCUGUUUACGCAAUCAUCUUCUACCACGUCUUGCGCGUCAUCUCCGAGAGGAUUUCACGGUCAACCCACAUGAUCAAGACCUCACAGCCCUCACGGAUGUCUUGUGCUGGAAGGACUUCUUCAAACCCAACGUGAUGGGACUCUUGCUGAUCUCUGACUUCUUCCCCAAAUGGCACGACAUUCUGUACAUCUGGCUCACCAACGAUCCAAAUUACGAAGAAGUUGGUGCUUGGUUUUCAUGGUGGCGCGCUCAGAUCCCCACAGAAGUCAAUGAGCUCACCAUCGUUGACGAACAGUGGAGCAAGGGCCUAGAGACCAUGAAUCUUGCCUCGCAACUGGGUGAACGUGCAGCUGCGGAACUUCCACGCCCUGUCACCACCCAGACCACACUUCCCACUCGCGAAGAAAAGGUCGCCGCGGCUACUGCAGCAGCAGCCGCUUCCACUGAAACAAAAAGCAGGGUUCCAGUCGUGGAAGAAGUUGCCUUCAAAGAUAUCCUCGAAAGCUGGUGCAUGGAACAGGGACUCAUCAUACUACCCCUUCGCGAGGCUCAUCCGCAAAACGGUCAGCCGCUCUUCCGCAUCACGGCCAGUGCCACUGGCAAGGGUGGUUGUAUAUCAUUUGUCCAAGGAGAUGUGGUCUGGGUCCAAAACAAGAAAGCUAAGGAUAUUUGGGAGCCAAUGGGGUUGGAGGAUCAGUUGGUGGAUCGUGCAGAAGGCAAAUAG
This is a messenger RNA of Penicillium salamii, 2310 nucleotides long. The record is from the annotation of a GenBank genome assembly. Lineage: Eukaryota; Fungi; Ascomycota; Eurotiomycetes; Eurotiales; Aspergillaceae.